GCUGCGGGCGUCGGUCCGGAGUUUCCGUCGCGUAUCUGCAUCGCGGCCGUCUGUAAGGCCCAGUUGCCCGAUAGGAAGCUAGCCAAAGCAGUGACACGAUAUGUUAGGUAUCUUGAUCGUCCAGAAAUCGGGCGUCUUCUGCAGGGCACAGAAGCCGGUAUCCUUUUUGACCUUGACCAAGGCUCGGGCAAUCCCGGCCGUGAGCUUGUUGGAACCCAAUCGCCGCUCUGGCGGCGGGCAACUCAAUUGCGGGGCGGAAAAGAGCUGCAUCGACCGACCUCACUCACGUGCUUCUACAACAUGCAAAUGUUCAAGUAUCUGCGCCCGCACGGUAUUCGGUUGUAACCGCCUGUUUCCGCUGGGCAUAGUAAAGCUAUCGAGAGAUUUAAAUUCUGCCGCCGAGUUCAGUAGCUCUGCUUUCAAUUGUCGUUCUGGGCUGCGAAAAACACGCAUUCUAUUGACAGUCGGAGUUGCUGCGAAUACACCAUUUACGAGCGAAAACCCAGACGGUUCAUUUGCCGUGGUGCCCCACUGAGGAUAUUGUCCCUCAACAACUUCGCUGUUCCCAACUGGUCAUAACCCGCCGCUCUACAGGACACCCCGCCUCCGCCAUGCUGAGAAGGCUAUAACGACGACGUCUCAGCCUGCGCAGCUUUCACUUGCACCGGAUUAUAUACCCUUUCGCUUGUCUCCCCGGUCAAUGACCUCAAUUGAUCUCCUGCGCUUCCUCUCCAAGCCCGCAAAGCCUCGAUAGCACGAUUCUUGACCGUUAACCCUCACCAGAUCUCGCGCUUGCUCGAUCAUCCAAUCCCAGUCGCCUGUCCGAGCUUGCCACUGC
Messenger RNA from Parathielavia appendiculata, 838 nucleotides. RefSeq lists its product as uncharacterized. The coding region runs from base 101 to 535 and encodes 144 amino acids. The record is from RefSeq and is a predicted model, not a curated record. Lineage: Eukaryota; Fungi; Ascomycota; Sordariomycetes; Sordariales; Chaetomiaceae. The transcript is spliced from 5 exons.